Choloepus didactylus (southern two-toed sloth) is the source of this 912-nucleotide messenger RNA. Its product is annotated as serine protease 29-like. The record is from RefSeq and is a predicted model, not a curated record. Gene Ontology annotation, biological process: proteolysis. Gene Ontology annotation, molecular function: serine-type endopeptidase activity. Lineage: Eukaryota; Metazoa; Chordata; Mammalia; Pilosa; Megalonychidae.
AUGAAGCACAUGAACAUAUGUGUCAAGGGUAUCGAUGAAGUUUCUCAAACUCAGAAGCAGUUGCUUAGCUCAAGUUUAUUGACUCCAAGCAUACCUCCAUUGCCUAUUUCCAAUGAAAUACCAUGGCUGGUGUCAAUGUCUGGAAAUUGCCAUGGCAUUAUAUUGAGUCGGUGGUGGAUACUUUCUACAGCUAACUGUCUGCAAAAGAUGAAACCUUCACACCUGAACAUUUCAAGAGUCAUUGACCCAAAUGGAAUCCUACAUGGCCAAAGAAUCUGCCUCCAUCCUAACUUUGAUCCCCAAAUCGGAGAACAUCCAGCCAAAGCAAAUAUAGGUGUUGUCCUUCUGGAAGAACCUAUCUAUGAACAUGAUGUGCCACUAUCUCAGCUUCCCAAUAUCACAUGGAAGAUCUGUUCUAAGUGCCAAUACAGACAGUGCCAGAUAUAUCAAUAUCAGGGUAUCAAUGAGUUUGGAAGCACAAGAGUGAAGAAGGUGUCAGUACAGUUGCUGGACCUCUCGAAGUGCCAACACCAACAUUCCCAUUUGGCUGAGACUGAAGGCUCAUGCAUUCAGAGCCAAGAGCAUCAAGGCUGCUGGGUACAGCAAGGCAGUCCUGUCCUAUGUCUUCUAAAGAGGCACUGGGAACUGGUGGGCCUGGUACAUGAGUCCUCAAAGAUGUGUCAUGACCCCACUGUCAUUAUCAGAACAGCCCCCUACUUUACCUGGAUGAAACAGUUCAUCAAGGCAUCCAAAAAGCGAUUGAUUCUUACUUCAUCCCUGCACUGCAAGACUUCAACUAGGAAGAUUCAUACAUUGAAGAUGGCACAUGGAUUCCUCUUCCAGCUGGUACAAUUGAGCCAUGGCAUUCCUCUUCUGAAUAUGAUGCAGCGAGAUCCCAAGAUCAAUCAGUGA